AUGGCAGCUGCCAUCUCGACUGUCGGAGCUGUCAACCGUGCACCGUUGAACUUGAAUGGAGCUGCUGCAGUCCCCAGCUCCUCCUUCUUGGGCAGCAGCCUGAAGAAGGUGAACUCAGCAUUAAUCCCGAAGGUUUCAUCCGGAAACUUUAAGGUUGUAGCUGAGAUUGACGAGAAGAAACAGACAGACUCCGACCGAUGGAAGGGUCUUGUCACCGAUAUUUCCGAUGACCAACAGGAUAUCGCCAGAGGAAAGGGUAUGGUGGAUUCACUCUUCCAAGCUCCCACCGGAAUGGGAACCCAUGACGCUGUCAUGAACUCCUAUGAGUACAUCAGCCAGGGGCUUCGAACAUACAAUUUUGACAACACCAUGGAAGGAUUUUACAUUGCUCCUGCCUUCAUGGACAAGCUUAUUGUUCACAUCAGCAAAAACUUUAUGACCUUGCCGAACAUCAAGGUUCCUCUUAUCUUGGGUAUUUGGGGAGGCAAAGGUCAGGGUAAAUCAUUCCAGUGUGAGCUUGUCUUUUCUAAGAUGGGAAUUAACCCAAUCAUGAUGAGCGCUGGAGAAUUGGAAAGUGGAAAUGCAGGAGAGCCUGCUAAGCUCAUUAGGCAAAGGUACCGUGAAGCAGCCGAUAUCAUCAAGAAGGGGAAAAUGUGCUGCCUCUUCAUUAACGAUCUCGAUGCCGGCGCUGGUCGUAUGGGAGGCACCACCCAAUACACCGUCAACAACCAGAUGGUUAAUGCCACACUCAUGAACAUUGCUGACAAUCCGACCAAUGUGCAACUCCCUGGUAUGUACAACAAGGAGGAGAACCCCCGUGUUCCGAUCAUUGUGACUGGUAAUGACUUCUCGACACUGUACGCUCCACUCAUCCGAGAUGGUCGUAUGGAGAAAUUCUAUUGGGCUCCCACCCGUGAGGACCGUAUUGGUGUUUGCAAGGGUAUUUUCCGAACUGAUAAUGUCCCUGACGAGGAUGUUGUCAAGCUUGUUGACACCUUCCCUGGCCAAUCCAUCGAUUUCUUUGGUGCUUUGAGGGCAAGGGUGUACGAUGACGAAGUAAGGAAGUGGAUCGGUGGAGUCGGAGUCGACAACAUUGGAAAGAAGCUUGUGAACUCAAGGGAAGGCCCCCCAACAUUCGACCAGCCCAAGAUGACUGUCGAGAAGUUGCUCGAGUAUGGUAACAUGCUUGUCGAGGAGCAAGAGAAUGUGAAGAGAGUACAAUUGGCUGACCAGUACUUGAGCUCUGCUGCACUUGGAGACGCUAACAAGGAUGCUAUAAAGAGAGGAACUUUCUACGGGAAAGCAGCCCAGCAAGUAGGUCUUCCAGUGCCUGAAGGUUGCACUGACCCAAGUGCAAAUAACUUUGAUCCAACAGCCAGAAGUGAUGAUGGAAGCUGCUUGUACACAAUUUAG
Molecule: messenger RNA, 1413 nt
Organism: Fraxinus pennsylvanica
Lineage: Eukaryota; Viridiplantae; Streptophyta; Magnoliopsida; Lamiales; Oleaceae
Source: the annotation of a GenBank genome assembly